Molecule: messenger RNA, 1361 nt
Organism: Brienomyrus brachyistius
Lineage: Eukaryota; Metazoa; Chordata; Actinopteri; Osteoglossiformes; Mormyridae
Product: alpha-2,8-sialyltransferase 8F-like
Exons: 7
Coding region: 25-1176 (383 amino acids)
Biological process (GO): oligosaccharide metabolic process; N-glycan processing
Molecular function (GO): alpha-N-acetylneuraminate alpha-2,8-sialyltransferase activity
Source: RefSeq, a predicted model, not a curated record
GUUGGUCUAACAUCAAGGGAGGAUAUGAGGGCAAUAGGGCUGCGUCAACGUGGGACGUACAUCCUGAUCUUCCUGCUGUCGGCGAUCAUCGCGGACAUCUUUUACAACACGAUUAAAAAUGAGAUACUGAGCCACUCAAACCUAGCAAGUCAUUUUCAUUCAGGAGUCAGCGGAAGCUCUGCCUGGAGUGAGGAUUACUUGGCGUCAACCAAAGAGAAGCCUGGGAAUGAUGUAACAGACAAAUAUUGCAGGGAGAAGACAAUUGAAAAUAUUAUGAAGGUUUAUUCUCAGGACUGGAUGAAGCAGGAAGAUUUCAUCACCCUGCUGAGGUCUGAACUGAACAGCAAGUGCAAUGGAGUCGUCAACGCUAUUGUCACACAGAGCAACUCGCCACUGGGGUCGAACAUCACGUACGAUUCUGAGAAAAGAAUUACCAAGGUGACCCCUAAGCUGUUUGACACCUUCGUGAAGGAUUCACCGUUUGUAAAUAAGACAUUCAAGACGUGUUCGGUGGUGGGAAACGGUGGUGUCCUGGCCAACAGCAGCUGUGGAGAGGAGAUCGACUCGGCCCAGUUUGUCAUCAGGUGUAACCUCGCUCCUUUGGACAAGGGCUACAAAAGAGAUGUUGGCAACAAGACGAACUUGGUAACAUCCAAUCCCAGCAUCCUCGUAAAGAAAUUUGAAUCCUUGAUGGAGCUCCGGCGCCCAUUCAUGGAAAGGCUGGGCACCUUUGGAGACUCUCUGGUCCUGAUGCCCACCUUCACUUAUAUGAGAAACACGGCUGUCACGUUGCGUGUCCUCUACACGGUGCAUGACUUUCAAAGCCCGGCCCUGCCCAUCUUCCUGAACCCAGAAUACAUACGGAACCUGGCCCAGUUCUGGGAGACCAGGGGCCUGAAGAAGCGCCUCAGCACCGGGAUAAUGAUGGUCAGCCUGGCACUGGAGCUGUGUGAUGAAGUGAAUCUCUACGGCUUCUGGCCCUACCCCCAACACCCACGGGACUGCCGGUCCCUCACCAACCACUACUAUGAUGACGUGAAGGCGAAAAGUGUACACGCCAUGCCUGUUGAGUUUAACCGCCUCCUACAGCUCCACACCUUGGGUGUGAUCCGGCUUCAUCUGGGGGAUUGUUCACCAAGACCCAAACAGACUCAUCUCUCAUUCUUUCUCCAUUAGUGGUACAGCUGAACCACAGAUCAAGUAUUGUUUUACUUUAAUCUAAAAGCUGUAAAUGUCUUUAUGUUCUUAUGUUAAGGAGGCUUUGCCAUAGAGGUGAUUUUUCCAGGCAAAAGGUUUGUUGCCAAAUAUGAGCUCAUUUAGUCUUUCAUUGAGUUAUUCAUCAGUAAAUUGGUUCCGGUUGC